UUGUAUAAGUAGACUGAGUUCUGAGGAGCAUUUCAGUUCGAGAAUUUCCUCUGAGUCUAUCCACUAGCAACGACAAAUAUGAACGGUUUGUCUCUUUCAUCGCUUGUGUUGCCUGUUCUUCUGGCGUGCUUCGGGCCACUAGUAGCCGGACAAAACUGCCCGUACCCUGACCCAUUGGACCAUUCCGUUCUGUUUCCGGAUCAAACAAACUGUUCCAGAUAUUUUAUAUGCAGCAAUGGAAAACCAAUACAGCAGAACUGUCCAGCAGGACUAUAUUUCAAUGACCACUGGAAGGUCUGCGACCAUGCUUACAACGUGAAUUGCGUGCCACAGUGCAGCCCGCUGCCGAAGGAUGACGGGGGAUACUGGUCGCCGGCUACAUGCAGCUCCGGUUUCAACAAGCAAGGCGCAACUUGCAAGCUGGAAUGUGAUCAGGACCAUGUCCUGAGGGGCAGCGCUUCCGUUCAGUGCACGGAGAGCGGCUGGAACAGCUCCAAUGGGAACUUCAUACCGAGAUGCGAACGUGAGUACCGGCUAUAUGUGUUCAGCGCCCGGCUUCUUUGA
Messenger RNA from Cryptotermes secundus, 564 nucleotides. Its product is annotated as peritrophin-1-like. Gene Ontology annotation, cellular component: extracellular region. The transcript is spliced from 3 exons. Gene Ontology annotation, molecular function: chitin binding. Lineage: Eukaryota; Metazoa; Arthropoda; Insecta; Blattodea; Kalotermitidae. The coding region runs from base 79 to 564 and encodes 161 amino acids. The record is from RefSeq and is a predicted model, not a curated record.